UCCCUCUUCUAGUAAGUAGAAUUCCGGAUCUUUCGCUCUCUGUGUUCGUUUCGACUGUUGUUUGCGCCUGCAUCCGCCAAAAUCCCAAUCUAGAGGGCAUUAAUUAGCUAAUAAGGAAGUGGAUAUGUCUGGAAUUAUUGGUCGAAGAAUGGCCAACAGAGGCAUUUCUGCUUUGAAUAUGAACCAGUUCUUGUUGAGAAGCAGGGUAUUUGCGUCUAGAAAAUUUUCUUCAGCAGCUAAAGAGAUGACUGUUCGUGAUGCUCUAAAUUCUGCUCUAGAUGAAGAAAUGUCUGCCGACCCUAAGGUCUUUAUAAUGGGAGAGGAGGUUGGUGAAUAUCAAGGAGCUUACAAGAUUUCGAAGGGGCUGUUGGAUAAAUAUGGUCCAGAGAGAGUUAUUGAUACACCAAUUACUGAGGCUGGAUUUACCGGAAUUGGAGUUGGUGCUGCUUACUAUGGUCUGAAGCCCAUUGUAGAAUUCAUGACUUUCAACUUUUCAAUGCAGGCAAUUGACCAUAUUAUCAACUCUGCUGCAAAAUCAAACUACAUGUCUGCCGGUCAGAUAUCAGUCCCCAUCGUCUUCAGGGGUCCUAAUGGUGCCGCAGCUGGAGUUGGUGCUCAACAUUCUCAAUGCUAUGCCGCAUGGUAUGGUGCAUGUCCUGGAUUGAAGGUGCUAGCUCCAUACUCUUCUGAAGAUGCUCGCGGCCUGCUAAAAGCUGCUAUCAGGGAUCCAGAUCCUGUUGUUUUUCUGGAAAAUGAACUGCUAUAUGGUGAGUCUUUUCCUGUUUCAGCUGAAUCUCUUGAUUCUAGCUUCUGUCUUCCCAUUGGAAAAGCUAAGAUAGAACGUGAAGGAAAGGAUGUCACUAUUACUGCUUUCUCAAAGAUGGUCGGUUAUGCUCUUAAGGCUGCUGAAAUUCUUGCAAAAGAAGGAAUUAGUGCUGAGGUCAUAAAUUUGCGCUCUAUCCGUCCACUUGAUAGACCCGCCAUUAAUGCGUCCGUGAGGAAAACCAACAGACUUGUAACUGUAGAAGAAGGGUUCCCACAACACGGUGUUGGAGCUGAGAUUAGUGCAUCUGUGGUGGAGGAAAGUUUUGAGUAUCUUGAUGCCCCAGUCGAGAGGAUAUCUGGGGCUGAUGUUCCUAUGCCAUAUGCAGCAAAUCUUGAAAGGAUGGCUGUCCCACAGGUUGAAGAUAUUGUUCGUGCAGCAAAGAGGGCAUGUUACAGAGCAGCAAAAUCAGUUCCAAUGGCUGCAACUGCCUAAGCUUGGUAGAAAGAAAGCCUACCAAGCCAGUCUUAAGCAUUUUAUUUCCUCUUUGUGGAUAUUGAUUGUUUAUCUGUCUGUGAGUGGAUGCUUCUGGCUAUACCAUCCCCUGAGAAGUUUAGUUUAACCAUGAAAAAGGAAGAAGAAGAAGAAGAAAAGCUAUAGUGAAACUAGAAUAGUUAGUGAUAUCUGAAAUAAAACUUGUAGAAAAUAAAUUUUGCCGGUUCUUUGCUCCUUUUCACUGGUGUUACCAAAUGUUAUGUAAGAUAAACAUAUACUUCUACUGGUAGAAGAGCAAGUAGUCGAUCUCAUUGCAUACUUCGUUGCUGAGUUUCAACUGCUGUUGGUAUUAAAUGGUUCACAAGAUCAAACUCUACGCUGACAUGUAUAAUUUGAUCUA
Messenger RNA from Nicotiana attenuata, 1658 nucleotides. Its product is annotated as pyruvate dehydrogenase E1 component subunit beta-1, mitochondrial-like. Bases 125 to 1258 code for a protein of 377 amino acids. The transcript is spliced from 15 exons. Lineage: Eukaryota; Viridiplantae; Streptophyta; Magnoliopsida; Solanales; Solanaceae. The record is from RefSeq and is a predicted model, not a curated record. Gene Ontology annotation, molecular function: pyruvate dehydrogenase (acetyl-transferring) activity. Gene Ontology annotation, biological process: pyruvate decarboxylation to acetyl-CoA.